AUGACUGCCAUCCAACGCAAUGGGACCUGGGAUGAGUAUUCAUCGCAUGGCUCGUCGGUGCCUUCUCCCCGGACGGUCAAACAGUGGCCUCAGGCCCCCGCGAUAAGACCAUCAAGCUCUGGGAUGCCAGACCGGCCUAGACAUCAGACGCUCAAGGGCCAUACAAGUUCAGUUGGGUCGGCGGCCUUCUCCCCGAACGGUCAAACAAUGGUCUCAGGCUCCGGCGAUAAGACCAUCAAGCUCUGGGACGCCAAGACCCGCCUGGAACGCCAGACGCUCGAUGAGCGCAAGGAUAAUUGCAUCCCAACUUCACAUACCUGUGUCCCUCAAAUAUCUUUGGUAAACCACUGGGUGAUUGUUGGAGGUCAAAAAGCACUGUGGCUCCCUUCUGAGUAUCGCCACUAG
Aspergillus tanneri is the source of this 405-nucleotide messenger RNA. RefSeq names its product WD40 repeat domain-containing protein. Gene Ontology annotation, molecular function: protein binding. NCBI's taxonomy places the organism in Eukaryota, Fungi, Ascomycota, Eurotiomycetes, Eurotiales, Aspergillaceae. The transcript is spliced from 2 exons. The record is from RefSeq and is a predicted model, not a curated record. The coding region runs from base 1 to 405 and encodes 134 amino acids.